GGAAUUUCCCCUCAGCAUCAUCCUGCAUUGGUGAGAAGCAAUCGUCUCUGCUUCAGAGAACCCGCGAAAACCUCACGAGCUGCGUAAACCCGCAGAGCCAACUCCAGCUAAACACAGCCAACCCCAGUCAAUCCCAGCCUGAGCGACUCGCGACGAAAUGGAGCGGCGGCGGCUGUCUCACAGUGACGAUGGCGCACUGCCUUACCAUGCAAAACGACGCAAAACUGGCAUCCAGCAGAUGGAGGAUGAAUCCAUACGCGAACGUUAUACAGUCGCUUGGAUUUGCGCAUUGCAUAUCGAGAUGGCUGCAGCCCGCGCUAUGCUCGACGAAGAGCACUCUGAGUAUCCACAGCAAGGCAACGACACGAACUCUUACGUCCUGGGGAGCAUUCGGAAUCACAAUGUGGUCAUAGCCUGCUUGCCGGAUGCUCAAUAUGGCCUGAAUAAUGCCGCGAGCGUGCUUAGUAACAUGAGAAGGACGUUCCCUAACAUCGAAAUUGGAUUGAUGGUAGGCAUUGGUGGUGGAGUGCCGCUCAAAGCUGAUAUAAGACUCGGAGAUAUUGUGGUGGGUGUCAGGGUCAUGCAGUAUGAUAUGGGGAAAACACUCAACGGUGGCUUCCAGCGAACGGCAGUUCCCAAGAUACCUGACUCUACCAUCCGAACGGUCAUCUCAAAUCUGAGAUCUAAACAUGAGCUAAGUGGGAGCCGAGUUCCUUCGAUAUUGAGGGAGAAAAUGGGGAGCUACGCUGCUUAUUCGCGGCCAACCGAGCCUGACCGCCUCUUUCAGAAGUCUUAUCCUCACCCCUCUUCAUUCCUAUCUUGCGAUCAGUGUGAUUCGUCCAAGCUAGAGACGAGAAAGAACCGAUCUUCUGCCGACCCGUCCAUUUACUAUGGCGGUAUUGGCUCAGCCAACACAGUCAUGAAAGACUCAAUUGUUCGUGAUGAGGUCGCGCGGGAGCUGGAUGUACUUUGCUUUGAGAUGGAGGCUGCUGGUUUGAUGGAUAUCAUGCCUUGCCUGCCUAUUCGUGGUAUCUGCGACUAUUCGGAUUCUCAUAAAUCGAAAGAGUGGCAGCGGUAUGCUGCAGCCGCUGCAGCAGCUUAUUCCUAUGAGUUCUUGGAACUAUGGAGAGGAGAGUACCAAGCAUCUUACGCUGGUUACCACCAGUCGAAUUCUGAGCACACCAUCAUAUCUGGUGGUCAUGAGGACAUUCUGAAAUCAUUGGACUUCGAGCAAAUCGAUGCCCGGAAGUUGACCAUUAAAGCAGCACAUUCGAAGACCUGCCAUUGGUUUCUUAAACAUCCCGAUUAUCUUUCAUGGACUGACCCGCAGGAGACGCCACAGCAUCGUGGUUUCUUGUGGAUCAGAGGAAAGCCUGGAGCUGGGAAGUCCACUAUUAUGAAGUUCAUCUACCUAAAGUGGAAGAAAAAGGAUCGUAAAAACCAGAGCCUCACCGCCUCCUUCUUUUUCAACGCCCGUGGGGAGCUGUUGGAAAAGACUGUCUCGGGGAUGUACCGAUCUUUACUUUUGCAAAUGUUCCACGGAUUUCCAGACCUCGAAUCCGUCUUGGAUGACCCUGACCUUUUGCCUCGAAACCAAAGUGGUUGUCCUCCAUUGAACGUCCUCAAAGACGUCCUCCGCGCCGCAGUUUCCAAGCUUGGUCAAAGAUCAUUCAGAUGCUUUAUCGAUGCCCUUGAUGAGUGUGAUGAGCAGCAAGUCAUGGAUCUAGUCGAAUACUUCGAAGAUCUGGCCGAGCAAUGCACUGAAAAUAACAUCAAUCUUCGUAUCUGUUUCUCCAGUCGUCAUUACCCCUACAUUGAUAUAAAAUACGGUAUUCGAAUCAUUCUCGAGGAAGAAAUUGGGCAUGGCAGCGACCUUGAGAACUACAUCAAGUCCAAUCUUCGAAUCAAAGACAAAACACUCCUGGCAGAGCUCCAAGAGAAAAUGCUUCAGAAAGCAGCAGGCGUUUUCCUCUGGGUUGUCCUUGUAGUCGACAUAAUGAACAAGGAGAAUUGUCGUGGUCGCCUAGCUGUGAGAAGACGUCUUGAGCAGAUACCCAGUGGGUUGAGUGACCUGUUCAAGGACCUGCUGAAAAGAGACAAUAACAAUAUGGAGGAGCUCCAACUGUCUGUUCUCUGGAUUUUGCUCAGCCAACGACCGUUAAAGCCCGACGAGUACUAUCACGCGAUCUGGUCAGGGCUAUACCUGAAGGGACUAGCAGACUUUGACAUGCCCGAGGUUGACACUGAGGACUCUGAAGAUUGCUUUGCCCGUUGUGUUAUCAGUUCAUCUAAGGGUCUAGCUGAGAUCACAAAAGUCAAGGAGCCGAGGGUUCAAUUCAUACAUGAGUCUGUUCGCGAUUUCCUCAUCAAGGAUAAGGGUCUUCAAGGGCUAUGGCCAGAACUCGGACCAGACUGGGAGGGUGUAGGCCAUGACAGGUUGAAGAUGUGCUGCUAUUCCUACUUCGAAUUUGUUCUCAAGAGUGGACAGCUCGAACUCGAAGACCGUCAUGCUUUAGAGCCCACAGUUGCAAGGGAGGCUAAGCCGUACCCAUUCCUUCAAUAUGCUAGCCAGUUCGUUCUACAUCACUCUGACUUGUCAGCAAAUACGGCUGACCAACAAACAUUUUUGGAAAGCUUUCGGACUUCUGCUUGGAAAGCGGUUGUCAACGGCUUUGAGACAUUUAGGGUCCGUAGGUAUAGGCCAGCCGCUGGGUUACUAUACAUACUUGCGGACAGAGGGCAUUCGUCACUCAUACGGACAAGACUGGAGAGUGAUGCCAAUAUUUACGUAUCGUCAGAGAAAGACAGAUAUGUAUAUCCACUCAUAGCUGCCAUGGCUAAAGGGGAUAAAGCCAGCGUCCUUGCUCUUCUGCGUUUACCCUCCGCGCUUUAUGAAGGGAUGGAUAUAACAGAAGGUCUAUUGCCCGACAUAGAUGCUGGCGGGGCCCUCCGAACCCCACUUUCUUGGGCAUGCGAGAAUGGCCACUUCGGAAUCGCAAGGAUUCUUGUUGAAAGAGACAAUCAGCCCAUAAAUGAUGUAGCGGCAUACUCACCCCUAAUGCUUGCGUCGAAAAAUGGCCACAUCGACAUAGUGAGAUGGCUAAUAAGCCACGGCGCGGGUGUCAAAGAAAUAUACAAGAGAGAAAGCGCCAUCUGGCUUGCGUCAUGCAAUGGCUACGCUGAAGUAGUUGAGAUCUUGCUCGACGCGGGGGAAGAUUCUAAUAGACGCGGCGUUAGUGGUGCUCCUAUACUACUUGCAGCUGCUGAAAAAGGGCAUGAGAAGGUGGUAAAACUCCUUUUGGAGAGAGGGGCAGAUGUCAACGCAAAAGGCCUUUGGAAAAAGACACCUCUUCAUUAUGCUGCGGGAAAAGUGAAUGUGGUGAAGCUCCUUUUGAGUCGAGGGGCAGAUGUUGAUGCAAAAGACCGUUGGGAAAUGACACCUCUUCAUUAUGCUGCAGAAAAAGGAGGAUCAAGGGCAGCAAUGGAAGCACUUCUCACCUACGGGGCAAAGAUAGAUGCCAGAAAUCAAUGGGGCCAGCCACCUCUAUUCAGGGCCGUGAUGCGUGCCUCUGUCGAUGAAAUCGGGUUCUUAAUUACACGAGGAGCGGAUAUAACAGCUCAGGAUGAACAUGGUGAAAAUUGGCUACACAAAGCAAUGGGGCGGAAAAUAUCAUUGUUGGAGGUUGUUCAAUUGCUUCUCGAUAAUGGGGCAAGGGCCGAUGCUCGUGACAAAAGUGGCCAAACGUGCCUCCAUGUCCUCGCACGUAACGUCAACCCUUACACCAGCGAUAUAAUUCAGCUGAUCACGAGCCUCGGAAUCGACAUCAGUGAUAAUGGCAAUGAUGGUAAUACACCUCUGCAUAAUGUGACAGAAUAUGGGAAUAUGGAAGCUCUGUCAAUAUUCGCCGACCAGCCGGGUGUGGACCUCAAUGCUCGCAAUCUCCUAGGCAAGACGCCAUUGCACCUUGCAGCUUCUCGUUAUCGUCCGCCGGAAACGGAGGAUUUCGUCGUAGGGGCCAUCGACAUAUUAAUAAGGAAGGGAGCGGAAAUUAAUGCUCUUGAUAAUCAGUCAAGAACGCCGCUUGAUGAUGCAGUGAAAACGGGUUACGAGAAAGCCAUCCACUUCCUGAUUAACAAGGGAGGAAAGCGAGGUGUUACAUAAGUCACUGACAAGAACGAGUUCAUCGUUAAACAAAGAUAUACUACAGCUGCCAAAAAAAAAAAAUAGUUCUUUUUUAGUUUGCUAAUAAACCUGAUAUCGGCGGCUUAUAGAUACUGUAAUACCUUAGACGAUCCAUAACCCAACCUUGGAAAGUUGACAG
This is a messenger RNA of Fusarium verticillioides 7600, 4322 nucleotides long. RefSeq lists its product as hypothetical. The record is from RefSeq and is a predicted model, not a curated record. Gene Ontology annotation, molecular function: catalytic activity; protein binding. Lineage: Eukaryota; Fungi; Ascomycota; Sordariomycetes; Hypocreales; Nectriaceae. The transcript has 2 exons. The coding region runs from base 158 to 4162 and encodes 1334 amino acids. Gene Ontology annotation, biological process: nucleoside metabolic process.